GUCUCGUUGAAAAUGAAUCAAUGACUGGUGUCCCCCACUCGCUUCACACAAUUCCUCCUCCACAAUAAUAAAAUCUGACAACAGAAAGCAAUAUGUCCGCCAUAUACGGCAGCCGUCGGCCAUCCAGUCUAGUCCAGCUCCGGUCCUUGGACUGUCGAGUAGGAUGAUCGUGCCUACUGAAAAUUCCCUGAUCCUAGGAAUAGCUCAAGCAACAAAUAAAUGAAACAGUGAAUUACGGCUUAAUUAAUAAUUACCAACAAUGCGGAUAAUUAAGUGUCCAGGGGAGAGAAAAUAGACAAGCGCUUCUCUCAUCGGGAAUUCGGUUUUUUAGAAAUUCGUGAGGUGAUCCUCUGUGGAGCAAUAGCUGCUCAGCCCCAUCAAGUUCUGGAGAAUCAUUUGGGAAACAGGAUAUGGAUGACUCGAGUGUUCGUGUUGCCGUUCGGAUACGGCCUCAAGUGGCUCGCGAGGUGAUCGACAUGUGUCGAAUCUGCACUCAAGUGCCCCCGGGUGAACCCCAGGUAUUUCUGGGACCUGACAAGGCCUUCACCUAUGACUACGUCUUCGAUACAAACACCGGACAGAAUCCGAUCUACGAUGCAUGUGUUGCCAGACUGGUUGAUGGUGCAUUGGACGGAUACAAUGCAACAGUUCUAGCAUAUGGACAAACUGGCUCCGGAAAGACCUAUACUAUGGGCACUGGAUUUGACGUUGAAGUGGAUGAGACGAUUGUUGGCAUUAUUCCAAGAGCUAUCAGACACUUGUUCGAUGGUAUCGCUGAUAAACAGGCCAGUGCUAGGGAGCGAGCUCUUAUGCCACCUGAAUUCAAGGUGACCGCCCAAUUUCUGGAGCUGUACAACGAAGACCUGAAGGACCUGUUGGAGCCCGGCGGUCCUCGAGGUGGUGCACGUAUCCACGAAGAUCCCUCUGGCAACAUUCACCUCGCUGGGGUUGAGCCCCGGGUUGUCACCAGUCCCGAACAAGCUCUCGAGUAUCUCCGCCUGGGUGCCCUCUCGCGAACCACGGGUUCCACUCAAAUGAAUACUCAAUCCUCUCGAUCGCAUGCGAUCUUCACCCUCUAUAUAAAACAACAACGGUGCAUUAAGAUCGAAGACCCUGACGCGGACGUCGACACGACAUCCUCAGACCCCACAAACGAGUUCGAAACCUUGACCGCUAAAUUUCACUUCGUCGAUUUAGCGGGAUCCGAGCGGUUGAAACGAACGGGUGCCACCGGUGAUCGAGCGAAGGAAGGCAUUUCCAUAAACUGCGGCCUCCUGGCCCUGGGGAACGUUAUCUCCGCCCUUGGGGACAAAACAAAGAAAGCUUUACACGUGCCUUACCGAGAUUCCAAGCUGACGCGUCUCCUUCAGGACUCCCUGGGUGGCAAUAGCCAGACGGUCAUGAUCGCUUGUGUCUCCCCUAGUGAUCGUGAUUUCAUGGAGACAUUGAGUACUUUGAAGUAUGCGAAUCGGGCUCGAAACAUCAAGAACAAGGUCAUGAUCAAUCAAGACAAAUCGUCAAGAACAAUCGCAUCUCUUCGACGUGAAAUCCAGCAGCUUCAGCUGGAGCUUCUGGAGUACCGACAAGGUAAACGAGUUGUCGGAGAAGACGGAGUGAAUGAUGCCUGGCACGAGAAUCAGAUGCUCAACAGCGAGCUGCAAAGCCUUCGAACGAGGGUGAAAGCCUUAUCCGAAACCGUGGAGGCACUGACAGCAAAGAACUCGUUGUUGAUCGCUGAGAAAGCUUCUGGUCAGUGGGUGAAUAGCGCCUCUGGAGAAGAUGUGUCGGGUUUGAUACUGGGCUACGUCCAGGAGAUCGAGGAGCUACGAGCGAGGCUGAUGGAGGCCGAAGCAAUGUAUCAACAGUUGAAAAAGCGACAAUUGCAGGUACAAGCAGCCAAUCCUUACUCAGAACCGUCCUAUGCUUUUGGUGAUUCAUCAUCAGUCCUUGCCGAUGCUAAACGAGAGCUGCAGAAGGAAAUGGACACUCUCGCGGCCUUGAAGGGACAGCAGAACAAUGAUGAAGAUAAUGAGGCUGACGGGGCGGAGAACGGGCAGGAGUCAAUGAGCGACGACGAAUCCGAUGACGAUUCUGAUAGGAAGGAGGAGGAUGAGGAGGAAGCUGCUAUGGGAAGGGAGUUGGAAGCAUUGACAUCUGAUAUUGAUGUGAAGCAACGGUUGAUUCAAGAGUUGGAGUUGUCCCAGAGGAGACUGCAGACGAUGAAGCAGCAUUACGAGGACAAGUUGGUGCAGUUGCAAGCCAGAAUCAAGGACACUCAGGAGGAGAGGGACAAGGUGCUGUCUUCUCUUCAGCAACAGGCGUCACCACCGACGGAAAAGGUGAAGAAAUUGAGAGAUGAGUACGAGAAGAAACUAACAUCCAUGCAGAAGGAAGUUCGCUUGCUGCAGACGGCGAAGAAAGAACAUGCGAGAUUACUGAAGAGUCAGUCGCAAAAUGAGAAUAGGCUGAGGGGGCUGAGGAACGAGCUCGCCGAGAUGAAGAGGGCAAAGGUUAAGUUGUUGAAUAAGAUGAGGGAAGAGGCACAGAGACAUAAGGAAAACGAGUUGAGGAGAAAUCGGGAGAUAGCGCAGUUGAGGAAGGAGAGCAGGAAGAAUGCGAAUAUGAUAAGGACUCUGGAAGCGGAUAAGAGAAUGAAGGAGGUGGUGCUGAGGAGGAAGCAGGAGGAAGUGACAGCGUUGCGAAAGAGGGAUAGGGGGCUCAGCCAGAAGGUGGCAGGUAGAACUGUGGUGAAGAAGGUUAACCAGAAAACGCUGAAGCAAAUGUGGCAGACUUUUGAAAGAACUAUUACCAAACAAGCGUUGGCGAAGCAGGCCGCUGCUGAGACUGAAAGGGAGAUGGAAAGGUUGUUGAUGGAGAGAGAGGAAUUGGGGAGGGAUUUGGAAAGGCUCCAGAAGCAUCGCAUAGUAGCCGCAACCACUCGGGGUGAUACUGCAGAUGUUGACGAGGAUAUCGACAAUGUCAAGAGCAAGAUUAGUUAUCUGCAAGACAGCAUUGCGGAGUGUCAGAGGGAUAUGGUGGAGAUGGGAGAUGGGGAGACAGAGGCGGAGCCAGGGGUCGAAGCAUUGAUUGCAGCUGUGAAGAGUGUCGACGAGGCGCAAUAUCUUCUGCAGAGGAUGCUCAAUUUCACGGUGGAACAGAGUUGCAGUGCGGCACAGAAGCAGCUUGAGGUGAGGGACAUGGAGAGUCGGCUUAAUCAGGUGGCACAGGAGAGCGAUGUUCAGCAUCAACUUUUGGAGCAUGUGCUGAGGGACAGGGAUCUCCUUACGAUGACCAGUAGUCAUGAUAAUAGUUUGGUUUAUAGCCCGCCCAGCUCGAGGAGUUCUUCACCUGAUAACAGCGAAAGCUAUAGCCAAAUAUCAAUGAACGAUACCAAGCAAAAGAGCAAUAAAGUUCGCCGACGCACAACUCAACCCCAGGAGCUCCUCUACGGCAUAGGAUCAGGUGCUGAUUCACUGAAGGCCGAUGAUCACAAUCAAAAUCACAAUCAUCCACUGACUCGAGUGCCCAGUGCACCUGGCAGUCUUAAAGGUUUAGUAUUGACACGCGGCCAGCAUGGCAGUGGCAUGGCUGGUGGUGGAUCACCGAUACUCAGUAGACGUGACAGCACAUCACCACGACCUCUUCGGAGGCCACUGCAUCCUGGUGGGGGCUCUAUGGAGCACGUUGCCCAAAUGGACGUGUCAUCGCCACCAGGAUCGCCGACCAUUUAUCGGCGAUUCAAUAGUCGCGAGGAGAAUGUUUUCUCGAGACUAACUGCCACUAGACAACCACUGACAACUGAUCCACAGCCGACAAAGGGGGUCAUUUCACAAUAUCCAGGAAAGGUGCAGCCUAGAGCGCCUCUGCAAUGUACUCACGUUGCUGAAGGCCACAGCAAGGCAGUGCUGGCUAUCGAUGCAACGGAAGACUUACUAUUCAGCGGCUCGAAAGACCGAACAGUAAAGAUAUGGGACCUGGGAACAGGACUGGAGAACAUGACACUCUCAGGACACCCCAAUAACGUAGUUGCAGUUAAAUAUUCAGAGUCCCAUCGUCUCCUCUUCAGCGUAUCAUCGGCCUACGUAAAAGUCUGGGACCUUCGUACGAGCAAUUCGUGUGUCAAAACACUCUUCUCCUCGGGACAGACCCAGAGUGGGGCAUUAUCCCUGACAACAACAGCGAGAACCCUACAAGUGCCUCCUGGUGAAACGACAAUAAACGAUUUGGCACUAAGUUUGGAUGAGCAGGAGUUGUAUAUAGCGACUAGUGAUAAAGUGAGGGUCUGGGAUCUCAGGAAAUUAACGUACACUGGACGUCUGAGUACACCGCACACAGCAGCUGUUAUGUGCCUGGCUGUCGCUGAUGAUGGACGAGUCAUCACAGGGAGCAAGGAUCAUCUUAUUUCUCUGGUUGAUACGAAUACUUCUGGACAAGCCGUCAGUCUUGCUCCACCUCAUUACGAUGGGGUGCAGUGUCUUGCCACUAGUGGGUCUACCCUAUUUUCAGGUUCCAGGGACAUGUGCAUCAAACGUUGGGAUCUCAGCCGGAUGGAGCUGCUCCAGUCGCUGAAUAACGCUCAUAAGGACUGGAUCCAGGGUCUUUGCACGAUAAACAAUGGCUCUGUAAUGGUCUCGGGCUGUCGAGGAGGCUACCUUCGGGCCUGGGGGGUGCCCACGGACUCCGAGGGCGAAUGCUCACCACUCGGGGAGGUUCGAGCGCAUGGAUCAGCAAUCAAUGCUGUCGUCACAAAUCAACAGCACAUUUUCACCGCCAGCAACUCGGGUGAAGUGAAGCUCUGGUGCAUUCCCGAUCCUUUCCUAGCAAUGUCAAUGUCGACAAUGUCUAUCUAACUCAUUUUACUCAUCCUGCUUGUGCUAUUAUUUCUGCAACUCAUCAUUGAUAAUUAAUUACAUAUACUUCGUGAAUUUCUAGACUUCACCGUUAUUUUUAUUUUAUCAUUGAGGCAAUCCAAGUUAGCUCUAGUCUCGUAGCUGCUAGCAAAAAUAUUUGUGUCUAAAAAAUGAAUAAGAAAUUAGCUCUGCAGCUCAUUUUAAUCUCAACCAAGGUUGACCUUCGACUCCGUACACCUUCAGGAGUUAUUUAAGCGUUCAGAUCCUUUUAAAUUUAAUUAUUCCUUAGGGAUUUGGAUUUCACUAAACGAUAUUUUCAGCAAUCACUGACUCUGGAUGCCGAGUGACCUUUAAUUAGAACUAAUAAAAGUUGCCUGAAUUAUGCUGAGCAUUAUUAAUUAACAUUUAAUGUUCUAUUCGAAGAAACUCAACAUUUACGAAUUUUUAAAUUUAUAGCACAUUAUGAAGAAAUUUUUUAUUCAAUUGGCCGUAAAAUCGCUUUUGGAAUUCUCACAACAAUAAUAAAUUUUAUGUUUAAUCCACAUCAAUAACAAUAGUUCGUAUAGAAAAGUGUCAACAGAUGACAGUGAAAAAACUUUCGCUUGGAAUUCCUCAGAUAUUUUUUGUUAACUAUUUUAUUAUGAUUUUUGUGCUGUUUGUUCAUGCAUCACAUUUAUCUUCCUUUGCAUGGGAUAAAAAUAUCAGCGAUGGAACAGUCAGACUGUGGAGCUACUACAAACGAGAUCCUCGAACGUUUCAACGGAGCAACUCACUAAAGUGCUAACAUUCGCAGCAACUCACCGAGAUACAUGAACCAGAGUAUUUAAUUUAGAUAAUUAUUUAUCCUAUCGAAUAAAAUCAUGAGAUUAUUUUUAAUAGUGCUGAAUUUAUUAGUAAUGAAGCUGUUCUACUAAUGGCCAGUGAACGGGAGUUAUUAAUUCCGCAGGAGAUUAUGCAUUCCUUUGACGCUCAUUUACCAAUUUUUCUCUACAAAUAGAUUUUCAUGAAUGCUUCAAGUGUACAAUAGAUUGUAGGGUUUUUGUACUGUCUCUCUGUGUUUUUAAGUAUUUUUCUUUACACUGCUUUCAGUGUUUCCUAUAGAUUUUUUUUUAUCUAGAGUAUUAAUUAAUUAGUAAUUGGUUAUCUGGGUUGCAUUUUGUGGUGAAGUGGUUGAUUGAGAAUUUCAAGACUAAUUGAAGAUCUACAAAAAAGGUUGAGAAGAUUUUCUGAAUUUUCUAAAAAUGAAAGAUUUUUCUGAAUUCUGGUGAAAUGUCAUUUUUCAAAUAUUAUGGAAUCUUAGUCUGCCACUAGACCGCUUGAUUAUUUGUAUACGAUCAAAAAAUACAAUCUGUCAGGGUGCGAGAAUGAGUAAACCGUCGGUGCAUUGUCGCAAGACGCCUAAUUUUAGAUGAUAAGAAUGAAAAUUGAAAUAUAUAUGUAUAUGAAACAAAUAAAAGGCUGUUU
Diachasmimorpha longicaudata is the source of this 6314-nucleotide messenger RNA. RefSeq names its product kinesin-like protein KIF21A (gene Klp31E). Bases 411 to 4850 code for a protein of 1479 amino acids. Gene Ontology annotation, molecular function: ATP binding; microtubule motor activity; microtubule binding. Lineage: Eukaryota; Metazoa; Arthropoda; Insecta; Hymenoptera; Braconidae. The transcript has 11 exons. Gene Ontology annotation, cellular component: microtubule associated complex. The record is from RefSeq and is a predicted model, not a curated record. Gene Ontology annotation, biological process: spindle elongation; microtubule-based movement; mitotic spindle organization.